Messenger RNA from Humulus lupulus (European hop), 708 nucleotides. Its product is annotated as thaumatin-like protein 1b. The transcript has a single exon. Gene Ontology annotation, cellular component: extracellular region. The coding region runs from base 1 to 708 and encodes 235 amino acids. Lineage: Eukaryota; Viridiplantae; Streptophyta; Magnoliopsida; Rosales; Cannabaceae. The record is from RefSeq and is a predicted model, not a curated record. Gene Ontology annotation, biological process: defense response.
AUGGUGCAUUGCAUGAAUAUUACAGGGGCAAAUGCAACUACCAUCACCAUGAAAAACAGCUGCCAAAGACCCAUCUGGCCAGCAACCCUAACCGGCGACCAGAAACCUCAACUCUCAACAACCGGUUUCGAGUUAGCACCCGACGCUAGCCGUUCCGUGGACAUCCCAGGGGGACGUUGGACCGGCCGUUUCUGGGGCCGAGAUCGUUGCUCAACCGACGCAUCCGGCAGGUUCAAGUGCGCCUCCGGCGACUGUGGAUCCGGUAGGGUGGAGUGCAACGGUGCAGGCGGAGCCCCUCCGACCACUCUGAUCGAACUGACCGUCGAAGGAAGCGGAGGACAAGAUUUCUACGACGUGAGCAGCGUGGACGGGUUCAACAUUCCCGCCUCGGUUGUGCCACAAGGUGGUAGAGGUGAAUGCAAGCAGUCAUCGUGCCCGGCCAACAUCAACUCCGCCUGCCUGGCUCAGCUCCAGGUGAAAUCUGGAAACGACGUCGUUGGGUGUCUGAGCGCUUGCACCAAGUUCAACGAGGACAAGUACUGUUGUAGAGGGGCUCAUGAUAAGCCAGAGACAUGUCCUCCGAGUGAAUUUUCUAAAUUCUUCAAGGAUCAAUGCCAUGAAGCUUACAGCUACGCUUAUGAUGACAAGACCAGCACCUUUACUUGCUUCAGUGGACCUACUAACUAUCUCAUCACUUUCUGCCCAUGA